AUUGUCAAAUAAAGAAGAGCGAAAGGAAAUAAUCCCCCCUCUUCGGCUGCUUGCAGUGAAAAGCGGAGCAACACGGAGCGCGCCAGCACAAAACUCCAGGGUGACCCCCCUCCCGGUCUGACGUACCCAAAGCUGUUGGUAUAAAUGAAUUCACGGCAUCACCGAGCUCAGAUGUUUCGCAGUGCAAAUGAGCCCACCGGUGUCCACACUCAUGGGCUGCUACACACACACACAUGGGCGCGGGCGCACACACACACAUGCGCAGCCUUUAGCGUGCACGCUCGCAAACACUGCGUCAUGCGUCCUGAGAGCGACAACACGAACGCGGUAACCACGAUGGACACCUAAAACGCACCGGCGGCGGCAGUCUGAGCGGCUGGCUGACUUUCUGCUCACUUUAUCCCCCACCCCCCACGCUGCUUCAGGAAAGUUUCACUGACAGUGUGCGGCGGCAUUAUGGAUUUUAUAACAAGGAGCAAUGACAGCAACGCGACCAGCGGUUACCCUGAAGGGAUGGACGUGGUCGCCGACUGGAUCGGGGGUGAGAAUUUGACGGCGUCUGGGUUCCUGCCAGAUCUGGUGCUGGCUUACCAGAUCAUCACCUCUCUGCUCCUGGGGGCCCUCAUCCUCUGCUCCAUAUUUGGCAAUGCGUGCGUCGUGGCAGCCAUCGCCCUGGAGAGAUCUCUCCAGAAUGUCGCCAACUACCUGAUCGGAUCCCUGGCCGUGACAGACUUGAUGGUAUCGGUGCUGGUGCUGCCCAUGGCGGCGCUCUACCAGGUUUUAAACAAAUGGACUCUGGGGCAGGGGAUCUGUGACUUGUUCAUCUCUUUGGAUGUACUGUGUUGUACAUCAUCCAUCCUGCAUCUGUGCGCAAUUGCCUUGGACAGGUACUGGGCAAUAACUGACCCCAUUGACUAUGUAAAUAAACGGACACCAAAGCGAGCUGCGCUCUUGAUUUCCGCAACUUGGCUCAUUGGUUUCUCCAUCUCCAUCCCGCCUAUGUUAGGGUGGAGAAGCGCAGAGGACAGGGCGAAUCCGGACGCGUGCAUGAUCAGCCAGGACCCGGGCUACACGAUCUACUCCACGUUUGGAGCGUUUUACAUCCCGCUCAUCCUGAUGCUGGUGCUGUACGGGCGGAUAUUCAAGGCCGCUCGGUUUCGGAUUCGCAAGACGGUGAAGAAAACCGAGAAGGCAAAAGUUUCGGACAAGUGCUUGACCAUAUCGCCCGCCAUCUUCCACAAGAAACGGAACGGGGAGCUCGGCGGAAAGGGCUGGAAGCGCUGCGACGAGUCCAAAACCAGCUCCCCGUGCGUAAACGGCGCGGUGAAGCACGGAGACGAGGGCGAGUCGCUGGAGAUCAUAGAAGUUCUCAGCAACUCCAAGACGCACCUGCCCUUGCCCAACACCCCGCAGUCGUCCUCGCAGGGCUACGAGAGCAUGAACGAGAGGAACUCGGGAGCAAAAAGGAAGCUCGCGCUGUCCCGCGAGCGCAAAACGGUGAAAACGCUCGGUAUCAUCAUGGGCACGUUCAUCGUCUGCUGGCUGCCGUUUUUCAUCGUGGCGCUGGUGUUGCCUUUCUGCGCAGACAGCUGCUACAUGCCCGACUGGCUGGGCGCCGUUAUAAACUGGCUGGGCUACUCCAACUCCCUCCUGAACCCCAUCAUAUAUGCCUACUUCAACAAAGACUUCCAAAGUGCUUUCAAGAAGAUCAUAAAGUGCAAAUUCCACAGAGCAUAAUCUCAUAAUAAAUACUUACAAACGUGGUGCAGGUWAAMAACAACAACAAAUCAAAUAAAAAAGGGGACAAUGGUCACAAAAGCUGUACAGAGCAGGAAAAAAACCUCACAGACUUUCAUUCAGGGACAGAUUAUUUUAGGUGUGUGAGAUUAUUGUGUAAAAAAUAAUCAUAAUAAAACAAAAAAGGGCAGAAAUCUUUGUUCCUAAUGUACAAGCUCAUGUUUCUUCCGUGUUGUAGUGACACAUGCGACACACACACACACAAACAACCAUAGUUGUAUUGCCACGCCAGACGUGUCCUGUGCUGAUUCCAUGCAUUUCUAUCAUGAGGCACGCGGGGUGUCCAUCCCACGCCACGAGCUUUGUAGCACUGAAACAAUAAAAAGCAAUCAGCGUGUCAUUAAGAACUCUGGAGUGGAGUUUUUGUUCACGAAAGGAGGAGAUGGAGUCGAGGAAAACAGCAGGCCUAAAAUUAAGCUGUCUCAUGUCUUCAUAGAGGUCAGGUCAUCAGGACUGAGUGGGAUUUUUUAUGCUUUUUUUUUAGCCAACACAGCAGGAAAAGUGCAUUAUUUGCUCUGCCAGGUGUCUCAUAUGCAGCAUAGGUUGAAUCUCAGGUUAUUCUUGUAGAAUAAUGUAGAAUAAAACCAAUUGAAAGCUUAUUUGGUUUUCUUAUAAAUCUCACUUUUCACUUCUUAUUCAGAU
This is a messenger RNA of Austrofundulus limnaeus, 2439 nucleotides long. It is a transcript of the gene htr1aa, whose product is annotated as 5-hydroxytryptamine (serotonin) receptor 1A a. Gene Ontology annotation, biological process: regulation of vasoconstriction; positive regulation of MAPK cascade; adenylate cyclase-activating adrenergic receptor signaling pathway. Gene Ontology annotation, molecular function: G protein-coupled serotonin receptor activity. Bases 457 to 1737 code for a protein of 426 amino acids. The record is from RefSeq and is a predicted model, not a curated record. Lineage: Eukaryota; Metazoa; Chordata; Actinopteri; Cyprinodontiformes; Rivulidae. The transcript has a single exon. Gene Ontology annotation, cellular component: plasma membrane.